AUGAUCAAUUAUCAUGACAAUACAAAUUCAACAUGGUUACAGUGUGCAGAAUUUCAAUCACUGGUUGAAAUAGAAGAAAAUCAAUAUACUAAGGUUACUUCUUUUGACAAAUGUAUUUGUAUUAAUGAAGAUAUUAAAAAUGAUAAUAUAUUUUAUCAUAAAUCAUUAACACCUUUAUAUCCGAUAUCUGUUACUAAUACUCCAGAAUAUUCAUUAUUGAAUAAUAUCAUGCAACCUAAUGAUGAUUCUAACGAAUUUUCUGUGAAUCCUAAAGAAUGGUUAAUAAUAGAUCCAACUUCUAGAAGACGACGAGCUCCACGACAAAAUGAAUUUCUAUAUCUUCUUUUAGACCGUCCAUAUUAUUCAUCAUAUCUAACAUGGUUAAAUAAAAAUGAAGGUUUAUUUAAAAUUCAUGCUCCCGAACAAGUAGCUAAACUUUGGUCAAAAGUUAAAAAUCGAAAAACAAAUGGAACUAUGAAUUAUGAUAAAUUUGCACGUGGACUACGGUUUUAUUAUAAAUCUGGAUCAAUGAUUAAAACACAUAAAAAACAUACAUUUCGUUUUAAAAUACCUAUAAAUAGUAUAUUAUAA
Rotaria sp. Silwood2 is the source of this 591-nucleotide messenger RNA. The record is from the annotation of a GenBank genome assembly. NCBI's taxonomy places the organism in Eukaryota, Metazoa, Rotifera, Eurotatoria, Philodinida, Philodinidae.